This is a messenger RNA of Candida dubliniensis CD36, 357 nucleotides long. RefSeq names its product Trx2p (gene TRX2). The record is from RefSeq and is a predicted model, not a curated record. The transcript has a single exon. NCBI's taxonomy places the organism in Eukaryota, Fungi, Ascomycota, Pichiomycetes, Serinales, Debaryomycetaceae. The coding region runs from base 1 to 357 and encodes 118 amino acids.
AUGUUGCAAAAUAUUGAAACCAAACAACAAUUUUCUUCUGCUUUACAAAACAAGGAUGAUAUGAUUGUUCUUGAUUUUUUCGAUGAAUGUUCACAUUGUAGUGACUUGAAUGAUAAAUUGGAUGAAUUCUCCAAUAUGUAUGGAGCUCAAAAUAUCCGAUUUUAUAAAGUAAACAUUGAAGAAGAUAGAGAAUUGGCUGAAGAUUAUAAGGUAUCUUCCAUUCCUACCACUUUAUUUUUCAAAAAGGGCAAAGUUUUUGAUAAAGUUGUUGGUCCAGAACCAAAUGAAAUCAAGAAAGUUCUUGACAAGAAUUUAUUGGGCUGGUCAGGUCGUCCACUGCAUUCAACUAAAACAUGA